This is a messenger RNA of Amoebophrya sp. A25, 5661 nucleotides long. The record is from the annotation of a GenBank genome assembly. NCBI's taxonomy places the organism in Eukaryota, Dinophyceae, Syndiniales, Amoebophryaceae.
CGAAUCGAGGUGGGUUCUUCUAAACUUUGUCAUAGGUCUAAGUCUACUUGUUUUCAUUUUUCUUGAUUUGUGCUUUCAUUUUUGGGAUUAGAAGUCCUUUCUGUUAUUCUUUCACCCCGAAGUAGCGCCCCUAGGUAGUUGCAGCAUACCAGGCUCCUGAAGCCGAGCGAAGUCCCAUAGUGUUGACAUUCGGAGCCAUUUACUGCUUGCGCAUUAGAACUUUGAUCAGUCAGCAUCCAAAUUAUUGCUAUUCAAUUUCAAACCCUCACUUUCUGGCACUUUGGCCGCCUACAUUCUGUUUUAGAUCGUCUUCUUAUCUCAUGGUUUUUCUUGUUGCCUCAUUGACGUUUUUGCUGAGCAUUGUGUAGUCAUUUCCACUCAUCUUCCUCCCAUUUUCUUCUGACUCCAACUCACACAAUAGGAAAAAAAUAAGAGGACUGCCUUGUGCAUUCUUCUCGAAAGCAACACGUAGUUGGAAGCUGCUUCCAAUCGACAGCUCUUUCAUUCGAUAUCAUUUCAACACCUGAAAAACCUAACGUCACACCUACCACGCUCACAAGUAACAGUAGUCUUAACGUAGAUAAGCAGGAGGAUACGCUUCGCAAGGUAGCAAGACGUCCCAGCUACCCUUACUUGUUUCCACAUAAUACAACGUGUUUAGUUCUUAACGGUUGUCGCCUUAUCAGUUCAUUUCAGAUAAUUGGUUUUGUUCUUAUAUAAUUUCACGUCAGUGUCAACCGGUAUUGUCGUUGUGUUGUUCUUUUUGCUAAUUAUAGAUAGAAACGGUCGUCACGCUAAUGAAUCACUAACGUAUAACCAUUUUUUAUAUUGAUUUCCUAUUCGUAGAACCAGUAAGUCAGCAAAAAAAUUCCCAGAGAGGUUAAUGUAGCUGCUCGUAGUUCGUUUUUUUACCACUUCUUGUUCAUCUUCUCCAUCUGAAAAAUCUAAAGAAUCUAAACGCACAUCUCGAUCUCGUCAAAUAUAUUCAUUGCACCACUUUGCUCUAACGUUUCUUUGAUUGUUUGCGCUAUAAAAAUUAGCGCGAAGCUGUUUAUUUAAAGUUCCCGGCUUUCCUAUCACGUUUAUCCGUACUCAGAAUUAUCUAAAUUCACACUAACAAGAGUUCCGUUUACAAGGUAUAUUUCCAUUUGUUACCCAUACAAAAUAUUUUUUUAUCGAUCUAGUUGAGGUGCCCUUUCUCGUAGUGCAAGAACUAUUUUUCACAUUAAUUCGAUAUCACCUUCUGAAGGGCAAAAUCAUCAAAAUGGCGGCAAAGGCAAAAGCUGCAUCGAAGAAGCUGGCGUUCAACUCAGAGGUGUUUCUGAGUGAAUGUUUCGACCGAACGAGUAUUCGGGACGCUGACUCCGCCGGAAUGUCGAGAGUUGAUAAGCGCACUAAGCUUAUGGCGCUGGGAAUCGAAAAAAAAGGAUCGAGUCAAACCGUGGUGAACACCAUCCUCGAUGGAAAACAUACGCUGGCCAAAGAAUUGAUUGUCCAUUGCGAAAAUAAGGAGCGUACUACUCUUUUUCUUUUAUCCUUUAUUCGUUCACCCUAUGGAAUUUUGUGACUUUGUUCUCACUUUGAAGAAUCAUCCAAACACCACUACACCAUCCACGUUGAGUCUUCCACUCUAUAUAGUGUCCUUACUCUUGUAGACGAAGCAUCACGAUCCUCCUUCUGGAGCACUUUGUGACAAAGUCCACAAAGCUAGCAAUCAUUUAGCAUCGUGCGCCUCUUGUCAACCACUUCACAAAUCUUCUUACCACCUUAGUUUCACUUAUUUUCCAACCAUCUUCUUCAGCUAUUUCGAGACGAAUCAACUCCAAAGCUUACGUUGAUGAUUUCUUCAAAGGGAUUGCUGAGCAAGCGAGAAACCUUAAGGCCAAAGUGUCUUGGGACUGGUUGUCGGUAUUAUGAACUACAUACUUUUCAUCUACACCCUUCUAUCUUGUUCCAUUUUAUGUGGUGGCUUGACCUGCUUCUUUUCGUUUUUUCUCUGUCGACAUGGGCAGCAGACCAAUCAGACUAAUCUCUUAUAGACAGGCACUUCUUCAAUUCAAAAUGGAGUCUUUCGUUUCCUGAUGAGAAACUAACUGAAUCCUGAUGGUCUCACUGUUUUUCUAGAAAUAUUAUUACCAUUAUCCCCACAACCAUGAUCAUCAUUAUCCCCAUGAUCCAGGGCUGUUGGAAAAGGAGACUCCGCAAGAAGGAAAAAACGCCCAAGCUGUCUUACAUGCAUGUUCAGAAGGCCGCUCUGGCAACGCGACGACAGGGCUUGUUCAAGUUGCCUUACGUUAAAAAGGCCUGGGGAAAAAUAGCCACGUUUGUGACCUUAUGCGUGCUUCGCAACUCGACGGAAAAGAAUUUGCAGAAGCUGACGCAGGUACUUCUCUCGUGUUUUUCUUUGUUUUUCAUACCCUUGAACAAGUAGAAUGUACUACUUUUUCCUUGCAAAAAUUACGUUGCCAUCUCUCAUCCUUCACCCAUACACAGCAUCCUACCCUAGUAGCUUUUCUGCCUCCUCCCGUUCCCAACAAUAGCUCCUCUAGGAUCAUACACAGAACCUUUGUCAAACAGUUUCCUCCUCGGUCGAAAUUCAAAUAGCAGGCACAAAACCUUCAUUACCUUUCUUGUAUGUUUCCUUUUACCCUCCUCACUUUUGUUCUUCUCACAGCUGAUGCGUGGGUACCAGGAGCUCGUGAAUUUAUCUCACGCUGUAUGGUCGUUUGCUAUCCUCUUGGGCGGAUUAUCUUUCUCGAGCCAUGCCGGUAAGGGCCGAACCGGAGCAGGCCGUCUCUACUUGGAGCUUACGAACGAUGUCAGUCUGCGUUUGCCGCCAUUCGUGAACGCCAAGCAGGCGCUGUGGGGAAAGAUCAGAGCCCAUUGGAAGGCUAAGGGAUUCGAGAACUACACGUACAAGGACACGGCGCUGCGCUUUCCAGCAACUCGCCAGGAGUUUCCCAGGUCGAUACUGCUGUGGCUGAUUGAGCGCGAGAAACUUCACAAGUCCUUCAGCUAUCUCAACAUGUGGCGACAGGCUGAGAAACAGCGCGCAAUCCUUUUGGCGAAGCAGGAAGCGCAUCUGAACAAGAAUAAUAUUAAGCGAUCCAGAGAUGAGCGAGACCAUAACCCGAGUCCGCUACAGAAUCCGAAGCGUCCGGCUGGGUACUAUAUUUAGGCUCUUUCAUCAGUUUGAUUCUCCUCAAUAGCAAUGAUUUUCAUACUACUACAUCCUGUAGCUGCACUUCGACUCAAACACAAACGGUCUUCACCUACAAACUGCUUGCAAAGACAACACCUUUCACCUUACACUAGUUCAUCCUGCGCCUCAAAUUACUUUCAAUGAAACGCAAACAGGGACGGCGAGCCCGCUGCUCCACCGAAUGCGGCUGCCGCGAAUCCUCAGGAGCCAGCAGGUGGAGAGUCUUUAAGCGGACAAGGCGAAGCAACGUUUCACCAGCAAUUGCAAGACGCUACUAUGUCCUCAGUUGUAGCUCUGACGGAGCCCUGCUUGCUUGGUGGUGGAGCUGAAGCUGCUGCUGGUCACACUGGUACUGCGAUUGCCGGUUCCUCGACCUCGUCGUCAUCUUCGUCUGUCCUUGCGCCUGGUCAGCUGUCCUCUAGUAAUCCUCUUGGAUGUGGUCUGCCUCCUGCUGUUUUUCCUGCAGCUGACCAACAAGCAGGCGAGAUUUCGACGACAGUGCAUGAAUCUGAUGACCUCCACAGCAACAAUGAUUCUUCCUCUGCACCAGCGGGAUUUGAAGCCGCGAGUCCGCUUGGAUCUAUGCCUGUCAGCUCUCCGCUGGGAUCUGGGAGCAUCGCAACUCCGUCGGCCGAUGCAGACCUUGCUAUUGUUCAAGAGGCUCUUGCUGCUGCUGCAGAUGUGGACAUUUUUCCGGAGAAUCUGGGCACGAGUGUCAUUCUUGGCUCGAGUAAUGAGAAUGGUUCCGGUGACGUGGAUAUGGACGUUGUGGAACAAAAUCCUGCUCUGCCGUCCGGUACCUCCAGCGCUGGCGCCGCUGGGCAGAACGAAACCAUGUUGCCCUUUCCGCCCAUCAUGCACGCGAACAGCGAAUCCUUGUUGCCGCCCGUCGACGUGAGCGAAACCUUGUUGCCGCCCGUCACGACCGUGAACGCCGACGUCAACAACGCCAACGAUGCGGCCAAUGGUCUCGUGCUUGCUCCGAUGAACGCGAAUCCAGUCGACAACAACAACAACAACAAUAACAACACGGCUCCAGGCAAUAAGAAGACCAAGUACUACUUAGACCUAUUGUAGCACCUUAGAAACUUUAGUAAAUUAGAUUUAGAAGAUUUAGAAAGUUUAGCUGUCUGCCAUUUGGGAUGAAUAUGACGACCAAGUACUAUAAGCACACUGUAUUCUGUAAUACCUUACAGACUCGACAUGAUUUAGAACAUUUAGAAAAUUUAGAAUAUUGCGUUUCAUCCACUCGCUUCAGGAAAAAAGUGUCGAAAGUUUUUGCCGAUGCAGUUGAAGGGACAGAUCUUGGCGAUAUUCUCGACGAGCUGAAAGAGGUGCUUCCUUUUAUUUGCUCAUGGUUUGAAUGAUAGAGCGAGCCUCUUUCUUUUUUGCCGUCACGUUCUUUUUGGUACUACUUCUUGCCUACAAGUGCAACUUCAUCAUCCAUCUUCGUCAUCCCUCUUCGUCAUCCAUCUCGUCCACCUUCAUCAUCCACCUUCUUUAUCGUCCACUUUCAUCAAUAAUCUUCAUCGUCCAUCUUGACUCCAUAGCCUUUGGCCGCGGAAGCUGAAAAGGACUUGCACAAGGAAUGUGGAGAAUUCCUUUUCCUGCUUUUCCAAUGUGGGCACGCCAUGGCUUCGUGGUUCAAUGAAGAGCAUGCGACUUUAUUCAACGAGACUGCUGUGGUGUAUGCGUUCUUGCUAUUUUUAGCUGAUGGCGCAGAACUGGCUCAAACGCUGUGUCAUUCGGUGGAUGUCGACAGAAUCAGAGAAACGCUUGGAUUGGACCUAGAGUUGGUGCUUAGUUUGGGCAGUAAGCGGGAAGCUUUGCAGAACGAUUUGAGGGAUAAACAAGUUGCAACGGGUCUAGCAGGAGCUAUGCUGUCGUAUUUUGGGUUGUCCGAAAACAAGAAUAUCGCGUUCGAUAAUAUCGGAUACACCGCGUCCAGUGUCUUGAAGACGCUAACCGAUGCAGGCAAAGGGCUGCCUGGACUGAUUGAACAGGUGCUGACUUGUAUACUUUGUUCUUACGUCACCUUGAUGUAGCAAGAAAAUCACAACGAACAAGUAGACCCAUCACUAGUACUACAGAACUGGAGUGAUACUGUGCCUUCUCGUGUUGCCUUUUCAGUAGUAUCCCUCGUUUCCCUCGACCUUCGUCUCCCUCAACGACCACGACUUUUGCUCGCUCGAUCUUUUCUCAUAUAUCUUCAGGUAUACCAGAACAGCGUCGGGAAUGGCGAUCGCAGCGCUCAAAUGGAUAUGAACCAGCUGAAGAUUAUCAUUUCUUGCAACGGUUCUCCGACACCGCAGUGCCCUGCCUGGGCUAAGCUCAUGUCGAACGCUUUGGGAGCUAUGUACGAACUAGCCUGCCAGUCGUUUACCAUGAUCGAAAUGGCAAGUCAGGGGAAUGUCGAUUUGCAGCGCAUCGAAGAAGCGGCACUAUUUCGAGCUCUUUGA